This is a messenger RNA of Dermacentor silvarum, 910 nucleotides long. RefSeq lists its product as uncharacterized. The record is from RefSeq and is a predicted model, not a curated record. Lineage: Eukaryota; Metazoa; Arthropoda; Arachnida; Ixodida; Ixodidae. The coding region runs from base 589 to 885 and encodes 98 amino acids. The transcript has 2 exons.
UACUCAGCCACCACUGCCCUUGCAGAAGUUGCGAAAGUGUGCUCUGCACUAGCACCAAUGACAGCUUAGGUGAAUUGCUUGACGAGCAUGCCAAUGAAUUGCAUCACACCAGGCAGCUUACACGUUUAGCAUCAGCGGGUGAGACAGUUGAAUAUGUCACGGUUAGUAAAGACAUGGUGUGAUCAUCACUGAUGACGUUAACGCUAUGUUAGGGUGGAAAAACAGGAAUGUUAACGAAGGCAACAGGGAUGAAGAUUCUAUAAUAGAUCAAGAAUCUUCAUGGCGGGGAAGGCGAUUGCAGCAUUUAAUUAUCCACAGCAUCACUUUGCGUAUCCUGCAUUUCGCCGCUGAGCAUGCUAUGAACCUCGAUUCAAUAAAGUUGGCUGCGGUGGCAAAUUGUGUCAGAUGAACUGUGUGCUAAAGACUUGGCACGUUAUUUCACUAAGUCUCGAGUUCAUGUUAAGGUUUUCUUUUGUUGAAUGUGUUUGCCUGCUCUAUUGUGGGGGAUCUCUGCUCUAUUGUGGGUGCAUGUUGUAUGUACUAAUUGUGGUCUUUGUAUGUUUGUGUGCAAAUGUCAUAUGUGCGUAAAUGGGGGCCAACCUGACAGAAGCACAGGACUUCAUUAAGAGGUGGUUGCCAGGGUCUGUGGAUAGGGUUGGUGGCAGGAAGAGGCGUUUCGCAGAAACGUUUUCAGCAGAGCAUCCCGAUGAUCCCUCCCUUCGGGGCAGGAAUCAUUGCCUGCCCACUGCUGCCCUCUCCCUGCCCCACCCUUGCCCUCAGGUCCCUGGCGGCCCCUCCUGUCCGGCUGCUGCUGCCCCUGCUCCUUCCCCUGCUGCCCCUGCCUCUCCUCCUGCUGCUGCCCCUGGAGCUGAGCACCCCUACUGAUGCCUGCAUCAGUUCAAGAAUUAUA